This is a messenger RNA of Lymnaea stagnalis (great pond snail), 4727 nucleotides long. Lineage: Eukaryota; Metazoa; Mollusca; Gastropoda; Lymnaeidae. The record is from the annotation of a GenBank genome assembly.
AUGACUUUUGUACUCUUUCUUGACCAUCCUGAAACACCACCCAAAUUGACCACACCUUAUGAGGAAAAAAUGUGGAUGUUUAAAAGAAAUUCCAGGUCACGCAUGAAAGGCUCAGAAGCUUUUGGUGAAAUUAUUUCAAUAGGAGCCCAUCAACUUGGUUUUCUCACCACCCUUGGUCAUGUGCAUCUCACAGGUCAGACUUCAAUUUAAAUUGCCUCAGUCAAUGUUGAUGUAAUCUUUAUAAAAAUGACAGUAUCUUUGGUUCUACAUAAAAAAAAAUUUAAUAAAAAUAUUUCUCUUUGCAAAUUUAUCUGUUGACUAAGUAAAGGUCUGUCCUUAUUCUCCCAUUCAAAAUUGUGUAAAUUAUGAGUUGUUAAGUAGUUGUAAGCAUAAGAUUAGUUCUGACACUUGAAUCAUUUAAAACUCAGUGUUGUGUUUCAAUUGUUUCCUCUGCUGUGUACAGUGAUUGCUUGUUAUCCUUUUCUGACAGGCUUCACUGUUCAAGCCGUCCAUCAGCUGGUCAACAAAGAUGAAAUAUAUGAUUAUUGUGGUGACUUUCCCUCGCACAAACUUUGGGCCUGGCUUCACACGGGGAAAAGUGGAAAGUUUGAGUGGGGGCUGAAACAGCGUACUCGUGAGUAUUGGUCUAAUCCUCAGCUUUCCAACAAGUGCAUCAUUUCACAUCACAGUAUUUUAGCUUAGCUGGCUAACUAGGGGAAAAAUAAAUCUCUAAUCAGUGAUGAUGGGGCUUACAAUGAUAACAGGAUGUACAGCAGCACAUCUCAUGAAAACCCUUUUUUUUAAAGCAUGUUUCCCUGGUGAUUUGUUGUUGGCAAUAAAGUUUUUAAAAUUUUUGUUAUAGAAUCCAGGAAACAAGGUUUUGAGAACUAUAGCUUUCUGUUGGCUCUUAGAGUAAGGUACAAACAGAGAAUACAAAAGAAGAAUUAGAAGGAAAAGUUGAAAGAAAACACAAAUAAAAACUGAGAAAAAGAACAAUAUCUGAAACAAUACCAAAAGAAAUAACAUGUUAUUAAAUGCCCUGAAUAACAUUGAAUUACACUGCUACAUAGCUCUGCUCCUACAGGUCAUGAAAAAUAUACUUGAUUAACAAUACAGAUGCAUGAUGACCCUAUAGUAGUACCUAUUGUACUAAUGGCUAUUGAAAUUAUUCUUUUAAUUAUGUUUAUUUAUAAAAGAAUUCAUGUGGCAUGGUUUAACUGGUAGUACGUACACUGUCUUUACAUUCAGAAUCAGUGUGAGAUGAGAGGGCUAACAUACAGGUCUUGAAAUUACUAUUGUACUGUCAAACAUUUGUGGUGGCUACUUAAGAUGCACACAUGGCAGGACAGUUAUUACAAUUUUAUAAGUAUAAUAACCGUUGUAUCAAACGCUGUGUAUUUUUUAACACUUAGAUACUAUUGUAUCAAACGCUGUGUCUUUUUAACACAAAAGCGUUGACAGUAUGACUAACUGUAUUGAUACAGCUGUUAAUACACGCCUUACGCAACCACCAUAUCCUAUGUGGGAGUUUAGCACAUGGCAGGAUAUUUACUUCAAUAUUAUCAAGUGUCAUUGCUGAUUGGAUAAUGUUACAGGGCACUAUGUGUAAUCAGAAUUAUAAAACGUUUAGUAUUAUGCUUGCGUACACAAAAGUUUCUAAUUCAGUGUAAGAAUUCAGCGUACGGCUGUAUGUUUAACCAUCACAGUAUCAUCGUUAUGAGUCAAUUUUAUGGAGCUAACACAAGUAAAAAACACUGCCUAUUAUAAGUAAUGAACAGAAAUCGUUCUUUACUAACACCUAACUAAUUCAUUCUACAAACACAUGGCUACAAAAGUCGCGUAGCCUGGUCUACUUAUAGAUCGUCCAGAUGGCUGGACAGGGAAUAACACAGAGUGCGUUGUGUGCUCAGGUCAGCUCUAAAAACAGCACAUAAUUUCCCCAUGGGCACUCUCCCUAUAAGUAGACACAGGCAGAAAUACCGUAAAAAAACUAUGUAAAUCAUGGACCAAGUAUGUUUGUGGACUGUCUUCUCAGCUAGGAACUUGAUAAAAUUUACAAUCCUUAAAGACUCAAACCGAAUAAAAGUGAAAACCCCAAACCAAAACCCUGAAGAUUUCUAUGUGCCUGUUCAUGUUUAGUCUCGGCAAAGUGAGAUACACCAUUACAUUUAUAUAAGUUAAAUGGUCUUUGAGAUGGGGUUGGUACCCCCCAUGGAUCAAUGUGAAAUACCCUUAAUUGCCUAAUAUUAAAAUUCCUGUUAAAGAUGUAGACUUGCAAAUAUACUAAGAUAUAGAUAAUCCCCUUUCCAGGGAGAUAUAAUUUAUAGUAGUGCUUCGUUAAUUAAAGAUUGAUUGAUAUUUUGAAAUUCAUACACGUAUACAUUCUGCAUACAUUGAAAAAUGAAGUGGGGGAAGUAUCAAUAUUUACAUUCUUUUUGUACAAAAUGAGAUCAGCGUGAAUGUUAAUAAAUAAACAUCUAAAGAAUACUUUGGCUUUUAACAUUUUAAUUUAAAAAUAAUUAAAAUUUCUUUAAAAUGGUUUUUAAAGCAGUAUGGUAGGAGAAAAUUUGGAAAAUUUAGUUUUUCAAUAUAAUUACAACCUAGAACAUAUACCUACAAUAAUUAUUGUGGCUUUAAUAGAGCCAAUUUUCACCUAAAAAUCAGUUAAUAAGGCUAUUAAAAUAUCACCACAAUGUUUCGCGGUUAUCGUCAUACUAAUAAAUGGCUGGUAAGAUAUCACUAUAUUAAUAUUUAGCCUAGUACCAACACAUUAGUGUUUCCGUGCUGGUGAUGUAGUUAUUUUGUUUGGUGACCUACCUCCCUCACCCCUAUUGGUGGAGGGAAAAUAAUUUUUAACCGGGUCUCUUAAAAUUUUUGCUCUAAUGGGUCUCGAUGGAGACUUGCAAAAGACAUCUAAAUUGAUGGCAAAAAUCAUAAAAGUAAACAGGUCUUCAUUAAGCUUACUACAUAAUUAUUAUAUGAACCCGUGAUACAUGUGUUAUUUCUAAAUUAACAAUGUUAAUUAGGAUGAUAAUGAUGAAUUUCAAGAAAUUAAUGCAUUGAAAAGUCUAAGUUUACUUUAAAUUUUUUUUUUUUUAAAAUAAAACAAAUAUAAUAAUAGAAAUAUUAUCAUUCUCUAGAAUUAUUCAAUAUUAUUCACCUAUGCCUAUGACAACAUUGAUAAGCAUGAUAAUGAUAAAUCAAAAUGAAUAUCACAAAUUAAGGAAUUGAAUUAACCAAGGGUUCCAAAUUUUUAUUUUUGAAAAAAUUAAAACAAAAAUAAUAAACUUGUCUAGGCUAAAUAGAAAAUUAAUUUUUUUGGAAACAAAGGACAAGUAGGUCAUCAUGCAGCUGAGAGCAGUUUUCACAGAUUAUUAGUUAUAUAACAUAAGAAAACAGCAAGGCGUUGAGCAGUAAUGAAUAUCGCAUUGCCAGCCUAGAGACACAAAGUCUGACUUCUGGUAGAUAACCGAAAACCUCAGUCACUAUCGGCCAGAUGGCCAAAAAUGUCAGUCACUUUCGGCAGGAACCGAAAUUAAAUAUAAAGUUAAUUUUUCUGUUUCAGCCAAAACCGAAAUUAAACCAAAAGUUUACUUCUCUGUUUCUGCCCAAACGGAAACUAGGAAGAUACUGAUCAAAUGGUGACUUUCAGCACCGAAGCCGUAAAUGGGUCGGUCUCUAAUCCCAUACUGUUUUCUUCUCACAGAGAGUCCGGGAUCUAUUAAUUUUUCUCUUGCCAUUCUCCUCUUAAACCUUAAUCUUCUCUGUGCCGAAAUUCCAUAUUGGUCUUAUUUUAAAAGGGCCUUUUCAAUAGCAUGUUCCACCAAGUGACAGUGUUUCUUGUGCAGAAACCAUCUUAUGGCCUCCAGGUUGGUCAGCAGUAAAGCCUUUAGUCUUUGUAAGAUUAACUUCCUUAAGCAGAUCAGCCCAAAGGUAACAGAUAAACAUGAAAUCACAGAAAGCAUGUAAAAGAGCUUGUGCUGUACCUCUUGUAUCUAAUUUUUCCAGAUGAACACAUAGAGCUGCAGUUGCCGCCACACUUUCAUCAAACUCAUCUUUCUCUGUUUUAACAGCAGCAUGACGAACACUCCAACUUGUUUCUUGACAGUCUUUUCAGCGACAUUCCAGUGUGUUCAAUUAAAAGUUCCAUCGAUGAUUGGAUGCAGCAAAGAAGGAAACUAUUCUCUCAAGAGAACAGAAAAAUAUAACGCAUGGAGCAUUUUUGACAAAAGCGUGCCAUUUACGAAAGUUACUGAAAACUUCAAUCGACUCUGAAUCAUGGUCAAAACAGUGUCUUUCUGAUCUAAAUUAUAGGGUCAUCUCAUUUCUGACUCAUCAACCUAGAACUUUUAAUAAACCACGCAUUUGGAUCGGUUACAUCAUCUCAUUUCUGACACAUCAACCUAGAACUUUUAAUAAAACAAGCAUUUGGAUCGGUUACACGUGUGGAAAAUAUAUGUAUGAUGGGUUAUCCUUUUAUGAAAUUAGGUUAGGCCGAGCAGUGUGGGCUCUGUAUAUUUUCAAUUUUACAAAUUGGUGUCACCCCUGAGAUGGUGUCACCUGGUGAGGUCCGCACGCCCCCUAGCUACACCACUGUCCCUGUCAUCUCACUGAUCAAUCUAUCAUUCAAUAAAUAUUUCAACAUUAUUUUAUUCCCUAUGAGAUGAAUCAUUAAAACAGAACUCUUAUCGGUUGCAGAUAAAGCUCUGAGAAACAUUGUCGCUAGG